This is a messenger RNA of Aspergillus aculeatus ATCC 16872, 1715 nucleotides long. RefSeq names its product putative MYB family conidiophore development protein FlbD (gene flbD). Gene Ontology annotation, biological process: mitotic cell cycle; positive regulation of transcription by RNA polymerase II. The record is from RefSeq and is a predicted model, not a curated record. The transcript has 2 exons. Bases 272 to 1246 code for a protein of 324 amino acids. Gene Ontology annotation, molecular function: RNA polymerase II cis-regulatory region sequence-specific DNA binding; DNA-binding transcription factor activity, RNA polymerase II-specific. Lineage: Eukaryota; Fungi; Ascomycota; Eurotiomycetes; Eurotiales; Aspergillaceae. Gene Ontology annotation, cellular component: nucleus.
AAUUUCCAAGUCCCUUAACUCUCGAUCCACUACUUGCAUCACCCAGCUGCUUGGGUCUGUGGUCAUUGCGCCUUGCUUCUUGCCUACCUUUCAGCUGGUGUUAGUCCUGCCUUGUGCACUACAGUACCUUACCACAUACCUGCUACCUGCCUGCCUGCCGACUACUAGUGGUAGUACUGGACUUACACUCCGGAAACAACCCCACGAAACUGAAACUUGAAUCUUGCUCUCCACGGUUCAGCCGCCCCUUGCAGUUUCAUUUCCAUCCACAAUGGCACCUGCUCAUCGUCGUGGACCCUGGGUCCCAGAGGAGGAUCAGCUACUCCUACAGUUGGUUCGCGAACAAGGCCCCAACAACUGGGUUCGUAUUUCUCAGCACAUGCACUAUCGCUCUCCCAAGCAAUGCCGGGAGCGAUUCCACCAGAACCUGAAGCCCUCAUUGAAUCGCGAGCCAAUUUCGGCUGAAGAAGGCUUGAUGAUUGAGCGCAUGGUGAAUGAGAUGGGCAAACGGUGGGCUGAGAUUGCCCGGCGUCUGGGGAAUCGUAGCGACAAUGCGGUCAAGAACUGGUGGAAUGGCAGCAUGAACCGCAAGAGACGAGGCCUGCCCACUUCUCCUCACUCCGGACGCACUCUUCACGGACGGAUCGAAGCUCCCUAUGCACGCACUUCUUUGGCUCUGAGCAGCCCCGUUAGCCGAUCCCGCUACUCCUCUAUCUCCAGCGAGAGACCGAUUUCCUCUUGGACCAAGUCUCCCUCUUCCCGCCGGGAAUCCUUCUCAGCAUCUUCCAUCAACUGCCCUCGGCAGUUGACGCCCAUCUUUACUCUUCCCGCCCUCAACCGCCCAGUGGAAACGCCUUUGACUUCGCCCACCUACUCAGAUGCCCCCUCAAUGGAGCCACCAUCGAUGGUCUCGGAUCACAACUCGGUCUCUUCCUCGCCCAGAACCGUCGCCUCUCCUCAACUUCUCCCUGUGCCGGUGGAUAUGAGACACCUCUAUGGCGAUGCUCGCAGACAAAGCGCAUCAUCCUUCCAAACAACCGACGAAAGCUACCUCCCCAAUCCCUACUACGGCAUCAAAACGCUGGAACCCCUUUCAGAUCUGUCUUUCAAGCAACGAUGGACUUCCGACUACCAGCCGUGGAACCGACCAUCUUCGUUAUCAUCACCUACCUGGUCUGUCGCUUCAGAAGAUAAGACCGACUCGCCACGUGAUUCCCGCAUGGGUCUGCAAAAUCUGCUCAACUGAUUUACGGUGGUCAUUUCGUUGACCUGCUGAGAACGAUUGCAUGACUCCUUCUACCUCACCACGAUAUCUCCAGCCAUUUCUCUGUAUAUUUGAGAGCUCCGACCGACCCUUGUCAUUCUUUCCUCAUCGUUUCCCUAUUUUUCCUUUGUAUUCAUACCAUGUACAUUGUUUUCAUCUAUGGUUCGGGCUAUCUCCACGGCGGGUCACGUGGCAAGCGACCGAACCGUUUUUCUUACGGUACAAGAAAAGUAUUCGGGAGAAUAUCCGGUGUUUCUUUUUCUGUUUGAUCUCUCCUUUGUUUACUGAUGACCUUUUAACUAUGGUGCGCACUACUUCUGGGUAUAGAGCGGGCCAGAGUCGGAGAAUGUGUUUUGUAUAAGUCGGUUCUGAUUCUUUCGGCCAUUUUGUGAGCUUGGACUUAAUAAUACCCCAUUGGUUGUUUUUGGUUUAUUACAAUGUUUUGACACGC